Lithohypha guttulata is the source of this 1866-nucleotide messenger RNA. RefSeq lists its product as uncharacterized. The transcript has 2 exons. Gene Ontology annotation, biological process: L-valine biosynthetic process. Bases 1 to 1866 code for a protein of 621 amino acids. Gene Ontology annotation, cellular component: acetolactate synthase complex. The record is from RefSeq and is a predicted model, not a curated record. NCBI's taxonomy places the organism in Eukaryota, Fungi, Ascomycota, Eurotiomycetes, Chaetothyriales, Trichomeriaceae. Gene Ontology annotation, molecular function: acetolactate synthase activity; magnesium ion binding; flavin adenine dinucleotide binding.
AUGGGAUCAAUGCAAAGAGGCUCGUACACAACAAGCUUCGCUUUCUUCGAAGCAAUAUGGGAAGCUGGCAUUACUCAUGUCUUUGUCAAUCUUGGCUCUGACCACCCGUCUAUUAUCGAAGCAAUGGUCAAGGGUGCCAACGAGAAGAAAGGUGAAUUCCCACGAAUCAUCACCUGUCCGAAUGAGAUGGUAGCAUUGUCCAUGGCAGAUGGAUUUGCUCGCCUGACUCGAAAACCGCAAUGUGUUAUUGUCCACGUCGAUGUUGGGACCCAAGGACUAGCAGCUGCUGUGCACAAUGCUUCUUGUGGUCGAGCCCCUGUGCUGAUCUUCGCUGGUCUCUCACCUAUCACGUUAGAGGGUGAAUAUCGAGGAAGCAGAACAGAGUAUAUCCACUGGAUACAGGACGUGCCGGACCAGAAGCAGAUUGUUGCCCAGUACUGUGAGAUCAGGUUCGGACGCAAUGUCAAGCAGAUUGUGAACAGAGCUCUGCAGUUUGCUACAUCCGAUCCUGCAGGUCCUGUAUAUCUAUAUGGCACAAGAGAAGCUAUGGAAGAAGAGAUCGAUCCAUAUCAGCUAGACCAAGCACAAUGGCAUUCUGUCGAACCAGCAGCACUACCCGAAUCUGGCGUCAAGACCAUCGCAGAAGCACUGGUCGAGGCCAAAGAGCCAUUACUACUGGUUGGCUACACUGGUCGUAACGAAGACUCUGUUCACGCUGCAGCUAAACUAGCAGAUCUAAUCCCAGGUCUCAGAGUUCUAGACACUGGUGGUAGCGACAUGUGCUUUCCUGCCAACCACCCUGCCUCACUAGGUCUCCGUUAUGGUGUAGAGGAGCACAUUUCCUCUGCGGAUAUGAUCCUAGUAGUCGACUGUGAUAUUCCCUGGAUACCCACUCAAUGCAAACCAUCAACGAAGAAGAUCUACCACAUCGACGUCGACCCACUCAAACAGCAAAUGCCAGUCUUCUACAUCAACGCCCUCGCACGCUACAAAGCAGACUCCCACACCGCCUUCACACAACUAACCAACUACCUAACAUCCACUCCAUCCCUCCAAACCACCCUCUGCGACCCAGCACACAUCUCCGCCCGCGAAAGCAGACAACACGAACACAACCAACGCACUGAAUCCCGCACCGAAGCCGGCCGCCUCCCACCCGAAUCCCAACUCUCCACAACCUCAAUCAACCCCUCCACCCUCGCAGCCCAACUCCGCACCCACCUUCCCCCAACAACUAUCUUCGCCGUCGAAGCCGUAACCCUGACCGGCUUCAUCGCCGACCAAAUCGCCCCCAUCCUCCCCAAAACCUGGAUCAACUGCGGAGGCGGCGGCCUUGGCUGGUCCGGCGGCGGCGCCCUAGGCAUAAAACUCGCCUCAGACUACUACUCAACCUCCCCUCCCUCCUCCUCCCCCAAAAACACAAACCGCGGCGCCUUCGUCUGCCAAAUCGUCGGCGACGGUACAUUCCUCUUUUCUGUCCCAGGAUCCGUCUACUGGAUCUCCCAGCGCUACAACAUUCCCAUCCUAACCAUUGUCCUCAACAAUAAAGGCUGGAACGCGCCCCGUCGAUCUCUCCUGCUUGUCCACCCGGACGGCGAAGGCAGUAAAGUCGACAAUAAAGCGCUGAAUAUCAGUUUUGAACCCACGCCCGAUUUCAGCGGAAUUGCAAAGGCGGCUGCGGGAGGGAGGUGUUGGGCUGGAUGUGUGAGGAGUUUGGCGGAGUUGUUGAGGGAGUUGCCUGGUGCGGUGAGAGCGGUGAAGGAGGAGGGGAUUUCGGCGGUGUUGGAGGUUAAGCUUGGGGAUGAGUUGGUUGAUAUGACGAAGGAGGAUGUUACGGAUGCUGUCAAGGGGGCCUCGAGUGGGUAG